AUGCGCGAUUGCUGGUCUGCGCGCCCUCCAGUCUCCUUUACUCUCUCUCUGCCGCCUGCGUUUCCCUCUCUGUCUUUGCCUAUGUGCGUGUGUCAACUAGAUAGAGGUCCCCAUCCACGUCUGCGGCAACCUCUCUGCUGCAUGCACAGAUCCGUUGCAGCCUCUAUUCUCCAAGACCGGACGCAAACGGAAACAGAUGGAGGCUUGGAUGUGGCUUCUGCCAUCAGCUCCGUCCGGGGCAAGUGCAAGAGUAUAGUCGACCGGGAUCAUGGAAUUUCUAUUCUGGAAUGCUGA
Colletotrichum costaricense is the source of this 294-nucleotide messenger RNA. RefSeq lists its product as uncharacterized. The record is from RefSeq and is a predicted model, not a curated record. NCBI's taxonomy places the organism in Eukaryota, Fungi, Ascomycota, Sordariomycetes, Glomerellales, Glomerellaceae. The transcript has a single exon. Bases 1 to 294 code for a protein of 97 amino acids.